Molecule: messenger RNA, 2242 nt
Organism: Cyprinus carpio (common carp)
Lineage: Eukaryota; Metazoa; Chordata; Actinopteri; Cypriniformes; Cyprinidae
Product: neuronal pentraxin-1-like
Source: RefSeq, a predicted model, not a curated record
CCUCUGCUGCCCUAUAUAAACCCAUACGCGCUGCAUAGAGUCAGCGAACAGCUCCGUGGUGGUGAAACAACACGUUACUUACACGUCAAACAUUGACAAAGAAGGCAACCCACAAUGGAGAGAAUCUCAUGGACACUUUUUCUGCUCUGUCUCACAUAUCUGGAGGGAUCUUCGCAAGAUUUCGGGCAGACCCAGUUCAUCUGCACGUCCGUGCCCAAGGAUAUGGACCUGUGCGCAGCCACUAUGCAGAACAGCGGACCAGCGGAGGAUCUGAAGACCACAGUAAUGCAGUUAAGAGAGACAGUCCUACAGCAGAAGGAAACUAUCAUGAACCAGAAGGAGACGAUCAGGGAACUAACUUCGAAGUUGAGCCGCUGUGAGAGUCAGGCUGUUCUGGAGCCCGUGGCCGGUGGUCGGAGGAAAGAACCGGGCAAAAACACAAUGGGAGACGUGUCCCGCGGUCCGACAGAUACGCUAGCCCAACUUGGGCAGACUUUAGCCACUCUUAAACAGAGAUUGGAAAACUUGGAGUACAGCAGGAACAACGGCUCUGUCCAGGCGAACAGCCUUAAAGAUCUGCUUCAAAAUAAGAUCGAUGAUAUGGAGAAGCAGGUGCUGUCCCGGGUCAAUACUCUGGAGGAGAGCAAACCCGGGCAGAAGAACGACACGGAUCAGCUCAAUCGAGUGGAGUCAACCCUCACCUCCUUACAUCAGAGAAUUAACGACCUGGAGAAAGGUUCAAAAAGUUCCAGGCCACUGGACAAGUAUCAGAUAACAUUCCCCUUAAGAACAAAUUACAUGUAUGCCAAAGUGAAGAAAAGUCUACCAGAAAUGUAUGCUUUCUCUUUCUGCUUGUGGAUAAAGUCCAAUGCAUCACCAGGGGUGGGAACACCCUUCUCCUAUGCUGUUCCUGGACAAGCUAAUGAGCUUGUUCUCAUAGAAUGGGGGAACAAUCCAAUGGAGAUUCUCAUAAAUGACAAGGUUGCAAAAUUACCUUUUGUCAUCAAUGAUGGUAAAUGGCAUCACAUCUGCAUCACAUGGACAACUCGUGAUGGAGUAUGGGAGGCAUUUCAGGAUGGUGUUCUGCGUGGAACUGGAGAGAAUCUGGCACCCUACCAUCCAAUAAAACCCAACGGUGUACUAGUUUUAGGUCAGGAGCAGGACACACUUGGUGGAGGUUUUGAUGCAACCCAAGCCUUUGUUGGUGAACUGGCAAAUUUCAAUAUAUGGGAUAGAAAAUUAACAGCUGGAGAAAUCUACAACCUGGCAACCUGCAACAACAGAGCACAAGCUGGCAAUGUGUUAUCAUGGUCGGAAAGUAAUAUUGAUGUGUUCGGUGGAGCCACUAAAUGGACUUUUGAGCCCUGCCGUCAGCUCAACUGAGCUGCAAAGUGGGGGCCAUAGCUAAUCCCAGAUCCAUGUUUCUAGUUUUUGUCUUUCUUUUACUCAUUUUGACAUUCGUGAAAAAUAAUAUAUAUAUAUAUAUAUAUAUAUAUAUAUAUAUAUAUAUAUAUAUAAAACAAUUGUUCUUGAUAAAACAAUUAAAAGGUACUUUAAGAGUAAACCUGGGGUUUCUAUGAAUACCUGAAUAUUUCUUUGCAAAACUAAGAAUAUUUUCUUUAAUUCUUUUUUUUUGAUAAAAUAGUUUCAUGUUGUUUUUUUGCAAACCACAAAGUGACAGUGUUAUGCCAGGUUACUUUUAGUAUUAGAUAAUUUUUUGCUGCUUUAUUUAUUUAUUUGAAAGUGGACAGACUUAUUUUGUCUUUCAUAUACUGUAUUUUGGGGGGACCGGCAGCUGAAGAACUUUCUCUUUGCAACUUUUGGACGGUAAAGAAAGGGCAUCAGAACAUACCUUUUGUGUUUUCCCAACAAGACUUCACAAAACCAAUCACAAAUUGUAAAAUGAUGGUUUAUUUGUUAUCUGAACUAAACAGUACCCCACUCUCACCGGACCUUGCACUGUGAUGGAUUUGAAAAUAGGAUGAGAAAAAGUAUUUAUUUAUUUAUUUGGAAAAGAAUGGUUUAAGAUGGAACUUCCUUCAUUUGUUUUCAGUGAUCUUACCAAUGUUUCUGUAAGAAUGUCGUUUAGUUGCCAACAUGCUUACCGCCUGAGUGCCAUGAGCUGAUGUAUCAGUUCAGCACACACUUUUAGUUUGCUUACUCAUUGUGUAUUGCUUUAUCUUUUUGCUUUUGCUGGUGAAUUGUUUUCAUGAAAUGUGUUAAACAGCGAUUGUUAAAGCUC